This is a messenger RNA of Dioszegia hungarica, 4068 nucleotides long. RefSeq names its product two-component-like hybrid sensor histidine kinase 1. The transcript is spliced from 19 exons. The coding region runs from base 1 to 4068 and encodes 1355 amino acids. Gene Ontology annotation, biological process: phosphorelay signal transduction system; cellular hyperosmotic response; phosphorylation. NCBI's taxonomy places the organism in Eukaryota, Fungi, Basidiomycota, Tremellomycetes, Tremellales, Bulleribasidiaceae. Gene Ontology annotation, cellular component: membrane. The record is from RefSeq and is a predicted model, not a curated record. Gene Ontology annotation, molecular function: phosphorelay sensor kinase activity.
AUGGCCGUUCUCGGUCAACCGCCUCUGCCCCCUGGCGGGGCUCCCUCGGGUUUCCAAGCCCAUCUUCUCGGUCUGAUGUCCAUCAUCUCCGAAGCCCCCUCCCCUUCGUACCCCUUCCCCACAAGUCCCACACCUCAAUCUUUCCCCCUCCAACCAUAUACCGGCACCAAGACCACAGCGGAAGAAGCGAUCGAGCGCGGCGUUCUCGCUUUGGCAGAACGGCUAGCCCAGGCGGAGACGCCACAUGCGGCACCGCCACCAUCGUCUGAUACGCCCGGGCUGCUCCGUCAACCUUCUCCCUCGCCUGCGUCUACGAGCCUGCUCACGCCAGAAUGGGUACCCCCUGCGGGUCAGGCGGACCCGCUCGUAUGCCCAACGUGCAGUCAUGAUCCCCGACGCGAUGUCACUCCCAGGCCGGAGAUGGGCUCAAAGGAGCGGCGCAUGGCGGAUCUGACUAUCGGGGCCGAUGUCGGGGCGGCACGAUCACCGCCCAGUGCGCUGUCGAGCGCGUCGUCAUACAACAUGGGCGGUGCGGGCAUGAGCGCCGAGAGGGAAUUGGAGUUGUUGAAGGCUCAGAUUGCGGAUAUUGCGAGGGUCUGCAAGGCUGUCGCCAGCGGAGACUUGACCCAAAAGAUCGUCGUGCCCGUCGAAGGACAAGCGAUGACGGAGCUCAAAGACAUCAUCAACUCAAUGGUGGACCGCCUAGCGACCUUUGCGGUCGAGGUGGAGCGGGUCAGUCUGGAGGUCGGAACGCAAGGGAAGCUGGGCGGACAGGCGGUGGUUGAGGGAGUCGAGGGAACAUGGAGGGGUCUCACGACGGUGGUGAACACGCUCGCUGCGAAUCUUACCACGCAAGUCCGGAGUAUCGCCAAGGUCACCAAGGCUGUUGCUAGGGGAGAUUUGUCCGAGACUAUCGAUGUCGAGGCGUCAGGAGAGAUCGCUGAGCUCAAGACUACGGUCAACGAGAUGGUGAUGUCACUGAGAACUUUGGCGGAUGAAGUAUCCCGAGUCUCGCUCGAAGUCGGAUCUCAAGGCAAGCUGGGUGGUCAGGCGAACGUGCCCGACGUGGAGGGUGUCUGGAAGCAGAUGACCGUCAACGUCAACAGGAUGUGUGAAUCUCUUACCACCCAAGUCAGGUCUAUCGGUUCGGUCACUACCGCUGUCGCUCGAGGAGAUCUGUCCAAGAUGAUCGAGAUUGAAGCAGAGGGCGAGAUGGCCGUGUUGAAGAAUACUGUCAACUCGAUGGUCCGGCAACUGACGGUCUUCGCGAACGAAGUCACCCGAGUCGCGCUGGAAGUAGGGACACAGGGUAUUUUGGGAGGACAGGCUAGAGUCGAAGGGGUCGAAGGUGUCUGGGACGACCUGACGACCAAUGUCAACAAAAUGGCUAGGAAUCUCACGGACCAAGUGCGAGAGAUCGCUGAAGUGACCAAGUCUGUUGCUCGCGGAGACCUGACUAGGACUGUCGACGCGGAUGCUCAGGGCGAGAUCCUCGAUCUGAAGAUCACAGUCAACGACAUGGUUGCCCAACUCACUGUCUUCGCUGCCGAGGUCACCCGAGUGUCCCUUGAGGUCGGAACCGAAGGGAAGCUGGGUGGACAAGCAGCAGUCCCGAAUGUCGAGGGGACAUGGUUGACGCUUACGUCUUCCGUGAACUUGAUGGCAUCCAACCUCACCACCCAGGUCCGGUCCCUCGCAGAAGUCACAACGGCCGUCGCAGAAGGAGAUCUGUCCAAGAAGAUCCACGUCGAGGCGUUCGGAGAGAUUCUGGAUAUGAAGCAGACUGUCAACGGGAUGGUGGAUAGUCUGAGGAGCUUCUCGUCUGAGGUUACUCGUGUCGCCCGGGAAGUCGGAACGGACGGAAAGCUCGGUGGACAGGCCUCCGUACCUGGAGUAGCGGGCACAUGGAAGGACCUGACCGAGAGCGUCAACAUCAUGGCCAGUAAUUUGACUGAGCAAGUCAGGACUAUUGCUCAUGCCACGACUGCCGUUGCUCGAGGAGAUCUCACCCAGAAAGUCGUCGGUGUCAAAUCGUCAGGAGAGGUGCUCGACUUGGUCAACACCAUCAACAGGAUGAUUGACCAGCUUGCUAUCUUUGAUGCCGAAGUGACUCGAGUGGCGAGGGAAGUAGGGACAGAGGGAAAGCUCGGUGUGCAGGCCGAGGUCGGGAACGUCGAGGGUAGUUGGCGAGAGAUCACGUCCAAUGUCAACAUCAUGGCCUCCAACCUCACGUCCCAAGUACGCGCUUUCGCCCAGAUCUCGGCGGCCGCCACCGACGGUGACUUUACUCGCUUCAUCACGGUCGAAGCGUCCGGCGAGAUGGAUUCGCUCAAGACGACCAUCAACCGGAUGGUGUACAAUCUUCGCGAGUCGAUCGAGAAGAACACCAAGGCGCGGACGGAGGCUGAGAUCGCCAACAAGAGUAAGAGUGAAUUCUUGGCCAAUAUGAGUCACGAGAUCAGAACCCCCAUGAAUGGGAUCAUCGGCAUGACGGUCUUGACGCUUGAGUCGCAAUUGACUCGUCAACAACGGGAGAACUUGAUGAUCGUGUCGAGCUUGGCUUCCUCCUUGUUGACCAUCAUCGACGAUAUUCUGGAUAUCUCCAAGAUCGAGGCCGGUCGCAUGACAAUGGAGCAGAUCCCCUUCUCUCUCCGUCUAGCCGUCUUCUCGGUACUCAAGACGCUCUGCGUCAAGGCGUCCCAGAACAAGCUCGACCUCAUCUUCGAUAUCGACCCCUCCACCCCGGAUCAGCUCAUCGGUGACCCCCUUCGACUUCGUCAGGUCAUUACCAAUCUCAUCGGGAACGCUGUCAAAUUCACAUCUCGGGGCCAGGUCGCGCUCUCUUGUCGUGUCAAGAACAACGACGACAAGUCGGUCGACAUCGAAUUCUGCGUCGCGGACACUGGAAUCGGAAUCGAGCCAGACAAGCUCGAUGUCAUCUUUGAUACAUUUGCGCAGGCAGACGGGUCGACCACACGCAAGUACGGCGGAACGGGUCUCGGCCUGACCAUCUCAAAACGGCUCGUCAACCUCAUGACGGGCAACCUUUGGGUCGAAUCGGAAUACGGCCAAGGAUCUCGGUUCUACUUCACGACCACGGCCGAAAAGCGGACACCUACCGACGAGCAGACGAUUGAGCGCCUGGCGCCAUGGCUGGGCCAUUACAUCCUGUAUAUCGAUACACUGAAGGAUGAGACGGGCGUGGUGGACAUGUUGAUCAAGCUGGGGCUGAAGCCGGUGGUGGUGGGCUCGGUCGAGGAGGUGAUUAUGAACCAACAGACGGCGCCGGCGGUGGAUACAAUGAUUGUGGACAGUCUGAGUGCGGCGGAGAAGCUCAGAGCGGUGGAACAUCUGAGGGCGAUUCCGAUUGUCCUGCUUGCCCCCAGCAACCGGCCGGUCGGACCGCUCAAUCCAUCCUUCGUCGACCUCCCCCGCUCACUUCGGAAACGCCUCAACCUUCCCGCUGCCGACGAGCAGAUGCUCUCCCCCAUCCCGGUCAAAGAGUGUCUCGAAAUGGGCAUCAACACCUACUACACUACCCCUCUCUCCCUUGUCGAGCUGUCAAACGCGAUCGUACCGGCGCUUGAAUCGCAUCAGAUGUCUCCGGGCGAUUCAAUCAAAGACACGAUACUGAGUAUCCUGCUCGCGGAGGACAAUCUGGUGAACCAGAAGUUGGCGGUCAAGCUUUUGGAGGUGGCAGGACACAAUAUCGAGGUGGCGGAUAACGGAGAGAUCGCGCUCGAGAUGUACAGACGCCGACAAACUGCCUCAACACCAUUCGACCUCAUCCUGAUGGACGUGUCUAUGCCGGUCAUGGGCGGGAUGGAGGCUACUGGCCGGAUACGAGAUUACGAGGCCGCGGAGUCGCUUGCGCGGACGCCUAUCAUCGCUCUCACGGCUCAUGCUAUGAUUGGCGACAAGGAGAGAUGCUUGGAAGCAGGUAUGGACGACUACGUCACCAAGCCUCUCCGUCGGGGCGACCUCCUCGCGUCCAUCGCCAAGAUGAUGAACCCCAACAAGCAGGGUACCAGCGCGCCGAGCGAGACGCAGUCGAUCUUCAGCCGGUAG